Molecule: messenger RNA, 2044 nt
Organism: Clupea harengus (Atlantic herring)
Lineage: Eukaryota; Metazoa; Chordata; Actinopteri; Clupeiformes; Clupeidae
Gene: myf6
Product: myogenic factor 6
Biological process (GO): skeletal muscle cell differentiation; regulation of transcription by RNA polymerase II; muscle organ development
Molecular function (GO): protein dimerization activity; RNA polymerase II cis-regulatory region sequence-specific DNA binding; DNA-binding transcription factor activity, RNA polymerase II-specific
Source: RefSeq, a predicted model, not a curated record
CUAGCUGCCCCAUGUUACAACAAUAUGAUGGACCUUUUCGAGACCAACACUUAUUUUUUCAACGAGUUGCGCUACCUCGACGGAGACCAUGGAUCGCUGCAACACUUGGAAAUGGCCGGAGUGUCACCUCUGUACCCAGGGAAUGACAGCCCGUUGUCGCCGGCACAAGACCAAGUACCGUCGGAAAACGGAGAUGAUAGCAGUGAAGAGGAGCACGUUUUAAUGCCGCCGCGGCUCCAGCCGCAUUGUGAGGGACAAUGUCUCAUUUGGGCUUGCAAGAUUUGUAAAAGAAAGGCUGCCCCGACAGACAGACGUAAAGCGGCCACACUACGUGAGAGAAGGCGGCUUAAGAAAAUCAACGAAGCAUUUGAGGCAUUAAAGAAAAAGACAGUGGCCAAUCCCAAUCAACGCUUGCCCAAAGUUGAGAUUUUACGCAGCGCCAUAACCUACAUUGAGAAAUUGCAGGAUCUGUUGCAUACAUUGGAUGAGCAGGAGAAAACGUUGGGAAACGACCCGUAUACUUAUAAUAUCAAAGAGCAUAUGACCUGCAGUGAGCAUCAUUGGGAAAAGACCUGUCAGAAAUGGCAGAACAGCGACAGCGAGCAUUCCAAUGCGCCAAUGACGAGUCAUAGAGAAGGCAAUGCUGUUGAUUCUUCCGGAUCAAGUAGCCUUCGGCGCCUUUCUUCAAUUGUUGACAGUAUUUCAAAAGAAGAGACGAAAAACAAUUUCACUGAAGAUGUCUCGGGAAAAUGAACAGUUAUUUCAAUUUUUUCCAUGUCGUUUUUUUUUUUCAAAAUCUGAUGAUUUUUAUAUUUUAGGUUCACUGAAUUUCUCCGACCAGAAUUUCCGAACUGAUAUUCCAGGCUUUUGGAAUGUUAUUUUUGACAUAAAAAGUGUCACUAUGUAUUGUUUUUAAAGGUAAGCUUGAAAAGUGUAAAUAUUUUAUAUUUUAAGGACAAUGUUUAAUUUAUUUUUUAUUUAUACAGCAAAUCCAAAAAAUUAAUAGACAAUAAAUUGCCAAAGUGUCAGACCCUGACAACUGUCUUUGUCUGUUUAUAACAUUUAUAUCAGCUACGUGGUUUUAUUUUUUCAAAGAUUGUAGUCACAUAGCUGAUUAACUUGUCACAUUCAAUAAUUAACUUAUCAUGCAACACUUUCCCAUGUAAUUGGUUCCAAAAUUAUUAUUAAGACACUUUUGGUAUACUUUCAGAUACUUGGAUAGGCGAUUUGCUAUAGGGACAUUUAAAAAAAAAAUAUUUGCUGCCUUUUACUGCUUUGGCCAAAGUAUCUCAGAACUGUUUACCGUGAUUUCACUAUAACCGUGAUUUCCCAUGCCUCAUGUAAGAAAUUAAUUUAUUCCUGGCUUAUCAACCAUGCACCUAUCAGUAUUUAAAAGCCCUAAUGCCCUCAGUAACCUGUUGUGUUGGCCAAGGACCACUGAUUGGGUUAGCCUUCUGCUCCAAGCCACCAGUUCCUUCAGAUUUACGAGUAUUAAAAAGCCAUAAAAUCCUGGCCCCGAAAUAGCCUUCUUGGCAGUUCUGCUUUGUUCCAGCUGGUAUGGAGUGGCCCUGGCCCGCCACAGUAAAUUUAGUCACCCCUACAGCCACAGUGUCUUUUUUAUCUCCUGAUCAGGAGAUGGAAACUUGGUCAGGAGAAAAUGGUGUAAAGCCCCAUCAUGAAACCUGUGCCAUUCGCAUGAUUAAAGAUCAUAAUGACUUUCCCACCCCAGGCUUUAAGACAGCACUCACUGGUUCUAUUCCUAUUUCUCAGAAUGUCUAACAUCUCAUUUGACAACUACAGAAGAGGACCAUGGGGGCUGUGUGUGUGUGUGUGUUUAGGGGCCACUGAGGUUCAUAUCGGGCGACUGGGCAUGUAUAUGUGUGUGUGUGGCUCGGUGCACUGUUGUGUUUGCAUCGUCUUGCAGAGAAUGUUGUCUGUCCACUCUCAGAUAUCUUGGCUUGACACACGCUGCCUGCCCUGACCCCUCUGUCUGACCCAUCCCUCACCCUGACACCCAAACACACUCACACUACACACACACACA